AUGUUCCACGUGUUUGAGCCCGAGUACAGAAUUCUUUUAGUUUUACCAUCACUGUCACAAUCGCACAAUUCACACAUGAAUACUCCACCAGCAACGCCUCCAUCGUUGGAAAGUUUGAGCAGCUUUUCCAAAGAUUUUGACUCUAGCUCACCCGAGACAAUAUUAGAGACUCCUGUGCUAUCAAGCUGCAACGGUUCAAAAGAAGAAAACAAUCAUACUGACCAGGCAAUAAUAGACGAGCACGACAAUCGCGUGCCAAAGCAGAUCGACAGCAUUAAGCAAGGUGGAAACGAUCCAACAAAGGACGACAGUAAUAAAUUCGACCCUGUAGAUUCAGUAGCCGAAGUUAGCCGCGAGGACAUUUCACAAGGACAAUCGAAUAAAUCAACGUUAUCAACGUUAUGGGUUUUAUUCAAAGAAGAAAUAACUGCAUCAGAUUCUGAACACGGACACGACGCGAUCGCUGAACGUUUAAUGGUAUUUGGGUUGACUGUAUGUUUGGAUUCAUUCUUGUAUACGCUCACCAUUCUUCCCUUGCGAUUUGUCAUUGCGUUUUAUGCUUUAAUAAUGAACAUUUGGGAUAACGUUAAAUGCGGAAUUAGGAAGAGAUCAUUGAAUCUGUCGCAAACGCGUGACUUACUCAAAGGACUGCUUAUAGUUCUCGCAUGUAUCGCGUUACAACGAAUCGAUGCAUCACGCAUGUAUCAUUCUAUUCGUGGUCAGGCUGCUAUUAAGCUCUACGUCAUAUUUAAUGUACUUGAGAUACUAGAUAGAUUGUUCUGUUCGUUUGGAGGAGAUAUAUUGGACUCUCUUUUUGCCAAAUCAACGUUGUGUUCUGACCAUAGAGCUGCUUCAACUAAACAACGUCUUAGACCAGCAAUGUUUUUUGGGAUUGCUUUUAUAUAUAUAUCGGCACAUACAAUAAUUUUAUUUUACCAGGUUAUAACUCUUAAUGUCGCGAUAAAUUCCUAUUCGAAUGCUCUCUUGACCCUGCUAUUGUCAAAUCAAUUCAUAGAGAUAAAGGGGUCCGUUUUCAAGAGAUUUGAAAAAGAGAAUUUGUUUCAGUUGAGUUGUGCCGAUAUAGUAGAGAGGUUUCAGCUGUCAAUGUUCUUGACGAUAAUCACUGUUCGUAAUCUAGUUGAGCUUACUGGAAGUCCCCAGUCUACAUUUUCAAUACUCCCGGCAUCAUUUAUACCAUUGUUUCCGUUUAUGAGUAGACUGGAAACACUUCUUACUCCAGUCGUGAUUGUCAUGGUCUCUGAGCUAAUUGUCGACUGGCUGAAGCAUGCUUUUAUCACAAAGUUUAAUCAGAUCAGACCUAGCGUAUAUUCAAAGUAUAUAGAUAUACUAUGUCGGGAUUUAGUACUUGGUAGUCCCCGUACUCAUUCGGAUACGAAUGCCGCAAUAAUGAAACAGAAACCUCCAAUAGAUCAAUCUUCGAUACUUUCGCGACGUAUUGGAUUUGCGGCCCUGCCACUUGCAUGUCUGUUGGUUCGGAUGACAAUACAGACGUUCAGUAUGAUAUCCGAAUUGAGCGCAGAUAUGGAAGAUGCCAAUUGUGACACUUCACUACUCACCAAAGUUGCUCAAUCAGGGUUUGCUCGUCCCUUGCUGCUAAUUGCAUUAUUUCUAAUUAUCGUGCUAUUGAAAAUUAUGGUUGGAGUUUAUUUAAUGGAUUAUGCGAAACGUCGGUACACGACAAUGGAAAAACGCAUGGAAAACGAACAAUUAAAGCAGGUUGAUGCUGACAAGGAGGUCAAGAGAUUCAGAGCUAAUUUCUUCGAUAAUCCCGAAGACAACGUGUAUGGAAAGGAGAAACCAGAAGUCACGUUAGAUAAUAUCGAACGAUACACUUUAUUCAAAAGUCGAAUACCAUAG
Paraglomus occultum is the source of this 1878-nucleotide messenger RNA. The record is from the annotation of a GenBank genome assembly. Lineage: Eukaryota; Fungi; Glomeromycota; Glomeromycetes; Paraglomerales; Paraglomeraceae.